This is a messenger RNA of Xyrichtys novacula (pearly razorfish), 4312 nucleotides long. The record is from the annotation of a GenBank genome assembly. Lineage: Eukaryota; Metazoa; Chordata; Actinopteri; Labriformes; Labridae.
AUGAGCCGAUGGCGUCGUUCAGUUGACGAGCUUGCAGCGCGUCGCAGGCAGCAGAGCGAGUGUGAACGUGCCCAGGAGGCUCUUAGCCGGGUCACAUCUUGUUUCCAGCAGCUGGCGGCAUCACUCGGCAGCUCCGCAGACUGCAGCUUCCUACGAGACGAAAUGGAUGAGACAAGAGCACUCGCACACCGAAUCUGUAGUGGUAUGAGGACCAUCACCUGUCAUUCUGUCUCUCACCUUUCAAUACUCUUCCAGGUCCAUUUCCAACUUGUAUGUCCCCUGUCCAGUUUUUGAGUCUCUGGCUGUCUGUGGGUCAAACUGUCUCUAACCUGUAUAUUAAUCUGUCGGCCAGUUUGUCUGUCUUACAUCUCUGUCUGUCACUGAGUUUGACUGUGUGUCUCUCACCUGCCAGUCUUUCUGUUGGUCUAAUGUUAUGAUUCUCUUGUACUCAUGUUCUCUUGAUUCACUUGUAUUUCUGCAGGUCUGUCCAGGCGUCUUGUUCGUCUUCUGUCAGAUUGUGACUCAGCCUCCUCAGGUGUUGAGGACAGGCAAGUGUCAGAACGGUUGUGGGUUCUUUUCCUGUCGGCAUUGGAGAACUUUCUGUCUGAUCUCCGUAAGGCCUACGAUCUGAUUGGACAGUUCCCCCUGACACAGCGCUUGGAUAGGCGUUCACUGGUUAACUCAGGUAGGUUGACGACUUUGCCCUUACGUCUGUCAAAGUUCUGUGGUUGGCUGGGGCAUGUAUCACAUAUCUAGUUAAAUUCCCUGCUGUCCUUAUCUUAUCUGCUGCUGAAUUGCUGCCAGUAUUAGAACAUCCAAACAUGUUUUUAGAAACAUUUUAUCAUGCCAUCACGAUCACCUAUUUGUGUGUCUUUUCAGGCUGUAUUGAUGGUGUAGUAGGUGUGGCAGCUCGAGUGGCUUCUGUCCAGGUACCAUGGCUCACCUUGGAAGAGGAGGUGGUCCCUGAUUUGACCAAUCACAUUGCGAGUCUGGAGGCGAUGCUGAGUGAGAUGCAGCUCAGGGUGAGGAAGAACCUCUGAGGUGGAAUGAUUCUUUUAUCAAACAAACAGAACAUGACACCUUAACCCAGCAUAUGAAGGUAGAACCAAGCCUCUUCCCUGCUCAGUGUCUUGUAGAGCCUGGUGCUUCUUGAAGGACAUAGGAGCAGGCAAGAUACUUUUUUGUUGGCAUAUUGUGACUUGGUUGGAGGUGGAAAUGAGACACUUGUACCUGCAUGGCGAGCCAGAGAGAGCUUACUGUACCUAAGGGUCUUGUACUUAAAAACAUCCAUACAAAUUGGUGGCAGUUCCUUGUAACCAAAGGGUAGUUCUAAUGGUUUGGUGGGGGGCCUUGUACCUUUGGGCAUCUAUCAUAUCUUUGAGGCUUUACUGUGUCUGUAAGAAGUAUCUGGCAAUUGGGAGUGUGGCUUUGAUAACAGUCCGAAGUGAUGCACCAAGCAGCAGUUUCCUGUUUCUUUGGGGUGUCUGUGAAAAAAAAUUAGCUGGCAAAUGUAUUUCCUUGAAGCAGGAUAUCACUUGUAGAUAGUGUCUUGUGUUAAGGUGGUACCUUGAGGCAAGUCUGGUUCCUUGGUUACUGUCCUAUACUUGGAGACAUUCUCUUGUAACUGAGAUUGUUUUGAAAUGACGGGAGCAGGCCUAGUUUCUGAAGUUGUCUAGCAGGAGGGAUGAUCUUGUGCUUUUAGGCAUCAAUGGUUCUUUGGAGAAUGCCCAGACAUUAGGAGUGGUGUCAUGUAACUAGGUAUAUGUCCUUUACGUAAACCAAAGGUAUGUCCUGUACCAAAAUGUGCCUGCUGUUCCUUGGGUAGUGUCUUUUGGAAAAGAUACAAAUUUGUAGGCACAUUUGUUACCUGUGGAUAGCAUCUUGCAAAUGGUGGAAGGGCAUUUUACUGUAAAGAACAUCUUGUACCUAGGGAUGUAUCCUGAUCUUGUACCCUGAUGUCAUGUAGCAUGGAGCACCUUAUGUACGUCUGUGCACCUAUCUCUUUCUGCAUCUCCCUCUAUCCCCUCUCUUAACCCAAUGCAGUAGCAGCAGAUGACCAUCUUCCAUGGGUCUGGUUGUGCUCAAGGUUUCAGCCUGUUAAAAGGAAAUUUUUCCUCUCAUCAGUAGUUUGCUCAAUGCUGCAAAGUGUUACACUCAUGUGGGUGAAGAUGGCAUGGGAGUGGGUCUUACCUUACAAGUGGGGCUCAAUUCUAUCUUAUCUUUACAUUGGGUCUUUGAGUCUUGAAGUAUGGUGUAGACCUUUUUUUUUCAUGAAGUGUGAAUUGCCACGGCAUAAAUAAAGACUGAUUGAUUGGCUGAUUAAUAGCUGGCCAAAGAUCUCAUAUCCAAGGGCAGGCUUCAAACAUGGUUGCAAGCGUGGUACUUAAGGCUCGUACCUUCAACCUAGGGACAGUGUCUAUUAAUAUUUUAAGAGCAUGCCUGGGAAACGGGAGCUCUUAUUGUGCCCCAGGAACAGUGUCUUGUACUUGGAAACAUGAAAUUAAGCUGGUUCUGGUGUUUUGUAAUAAGAGAGAUGUAGUUUUAUGGGCAUCCCUGUGUCUUUAGAUAAAGUCAUGUGACCACAUGACUCAUGCCACCUAGGUCAUGUGGUCCCAGGUGUGAACGUUUGUGGAGCUUCCUGGGGAGAGAGCUGAGAACUGCAUUGUAACAAUUUUAGAACUGAAGAAGCUUCUUGGAUAAGAGGCGAAAUGUCUUCUCAACUCUACACAGUCCAGUUGCCUGUUUUUGAGUCUUCAAGAAAACAAUGACCUGGAUGAAUGAGAAUCUACAUGGACAACCAGUGGAAAGUGUCUUUUGAAUAAGGGAAGAUUAUUGUUCACCAAGGCAUGUUUUGGAAAUCCUGUCUGUUAACACAAGGGGGAUGCUUUUACCUGAAGGCAGGCCUCAAACACAGAACCUGGUGUGGGCAGAGUCUUGCUCACAUAGUGAUAUUGUCAGACUCUGAUGGUAAACCCUUCUGCGGCAGGGGAUGACGUGGCCCGGUGGAGCGCGGCUCAGCAGGGUGAAAAUCAACGUGGAUGCUCUUCAGUCUUCCUGUCUCCAGCCAUUCUCAAGUGGGUUGAGCAAAUCCAAAAUGGUGCAAACAAGGGGGGUGUUCUGAGACAGGCUGUUACCUGUGAAAGAGGGUGCUCCUAAAACACCCCCAUUAGCACUUGGUACGUUCCUUCUGAUGAAAUUAACCAUAGACCGUUAAUUGAUGCGGAAAAAGAUUGAGUCUACAAAUCGACCAAUAAGUCGACUGAGCGAAUAGGACUUCACAGCCCAAAUAAGUGGAGGUCUGUCUUGACUUAAGGUGAUUGUCCUUUAUCUUGAGGACAGUGUCCUAUAACUGGGGGUAAGCUUGUACUUCUCCAGUACCUUGGAGGAGGAAGGUAUGUAGGGUAAUUUCCCGGUAACCCUUUACUCUGGAAAGAGCUUUGUACCAUGGUGGAGAUAUCCUGCCAAGUGAUUGCAUCUUGAGAGAGCUUUUUCAAUCAGGGUGCAUGUUUCAAAUAUAGGAACAAACAUAGUACUCUGGGCAAGAGUCUUGUCAAUGCAAGCAGGGUCUUGCUAAAGUAGAGGGAGCUUUGUACAUGGAAGCAUGCCUGGUACCUGCAGCCAGUGUCUUGUAAGAGGAAGGUAUUGUACCCUGAAAAAGAAUCAGCUACUGGAGAUAACUCUCUACCUGUCCGCAUACCUGAAACCUGGGAGUAUGUCUUUUGCAUUUUAAAAAUUUCUUCCACCUGUUAUGAAAACCUUUCAGCAGGUUCAAGAACCUUGUAAUAGAAAAAUGUUAUCAGAGGUAGAGCCUUUUAACUGGCCACAUAGCCUUGUGCCUGGAGUCACAUCUGGUACCUGACAACAUCUCCUGACCCUCCGGCUGUUCUUUAACGGGGCAGAGCCUUGUAUGUGGAAGCACAGCCUGUACUCAGGAACUGAUAUUGUAUCAAAAGAAAUGGCCUUCAAGAAAAGGGUAAACUUGGACCUUAGGGAACAGCAGGUACUUGCAAAACAUGCAUUGACUGUGGGGCCACCAUGCAUCCAGAUACAUAAGUGGUUCCUAGAUACAUUUUUUUUUAAUCAAUUGAUAGAGUAUUUCCUUGUUGCUUUUAAUUUUUUUUUUCAUGUCCUCUAGGUUCCUGUUGCAUUCUGGUCUGUGGAGGCGACCCAGCCAGCUUGGGCAGAAGCUCACUGUGAACUUGGUGAGCCAGAUGACAGCCUGGAAGAGCUGAUGGAGGUUGAGGUGGUCUCUUACAACAAGAUGAUUGCCUGCUGCCAGCCACUAUGCUGUAGACUUGGCUGUAUUGGGUAA